This is a messenger RNA of Prorocentrum cordatum, 1328 nucleotides long. Lineage: Eukaryota; Dinophyceae; Prorocentrales; Prorocentraceae. The record is from the annotation of a GenBank genome assembly.
GGGCAGAGGGCGGCUGGCGGCGGCGCGGGCCCUCGGCGGGGUCCCCGGCGGCGGGCCCCGGCCCCCGGGACGCCGCGGCGUUGCGCGAGGCCUCGCGGCAGCUGCUGGCCCUCGGCGACUCGCUAGCGGCGGCGCGGCGGGGCCGCGCCAGGGCCGCCGCCGCCGUCUGCACGGCAGAGCCGCGCGCGGCGGGGCGGCGCGAGGACCCGCGGUGCUGGGCGGACUCGGCGCGGUCGCCCGCGGGCGGUGCUGGGGACGCGGCGCUGGCGCUGGCAGUGGUCGCGCUCACGCUUCCGUAUUACCGGUGCGUGCAGUACACGACAGGGUUCAUCGACGAGGGCUUCGCCAUCUACCGGAACCCCGACGCGCGCGGGGAGACGGCGCUGGCGGAGCUGCUCCGCCACGACUUCUGGGGCACGCCGCUGGUGCCGCCCGACAGCCACGUGACGCACAAGUCCUACCGGCCGCUGAGCACACUCAUGUACGCCGCCGAGUGGCAGCUCUGCGCACGGUACGGGCUCCAGGGGCGCGAGAUGCAGGCGCUGCGGCUCCUGAGCUGCCUGAUCCACAGCGCCAACGCGGCCGUCGUCCUGCGGCUGCUGCGCCGGCUCGGCCCGCGGCGCCCGUGGGCGGCGCUGGGCGCGGCGCUGUUCGCCACGCACCCGGUGCACAUGGAGAACAUCGUCUAUCUCGUCGGGCGGGCAGGCUCCCUCUCCACGACGCUGGUGCUGGCGGCGGUGCUCGCGUACCUGCGGUUCACGCUGGGCCGCGGUGCCAGGUGGCCGUGGUGGGGCCAAACCGCCCUGGUUCUGCUGACCGUGGCUGCCGGCCUGAGCAAGGAGCCGGGGUUCACGGCGCUGUUCCUCCUUGCUUGCGCGGAGGUGCUGCUCCGCGCGCGCUGGCGCCACGUCGCUGCCCUGGCGCUGUCGUUCGUGACGGUGGGUGCUGCAAGAACGUGGUACGUUGGCGGCUCGGAUGAGGGCUUCGGAAAUGUGGACGCGCCAGUGCGCUACCAGGACGCGCUGCUCACGCGGACCCUGACGUAUCUGUACCAGCACGCUUACUACGCGAAGCUGCUCCUGCUGCCCUGGAACCAGUCCUGGGUGCUCCACCACAAGACCGCCGAGUUGCAGAGGCGCGGCGAUCUGCACGGCGCGCUCGGCUUCUACACGGGGUCGCUUGCCGUCUUCGAGGGUCAGGCCAUCACGGACUACUGCAUCGCGCGCAUACUGAUCAGCCUGGACCGCUUCAGCGAGGCGUACGCUCGCUUCCAGAAAAUCCUGAGCGGUCAUGGAAUUUGCUUCCACGACGGCAGCGACUUCCUCUGA